AAACAAAAAUAAAAUGGAUGACCACAGAAACUCUAGCUUUCUUCGCCAGUCCCACCACCCACGAUGGCAACAGUCUAGUGCUGGAAAGAGACGACAAAAACAAAGCUCAAAGCAAAAAGCAAAAAAUCCUGAUGGCUCAUUGUGUCCUGUGUCCUCGACCCCAGUGCUACGCAGCCGCAGCUGGUGGGGCAACUGUUUUCUCCUCCCUCUGGUCAUGCUAUCAUACUUGCCCUGUGAGGCCUGGGGCACCACCUUCAAAAUCGCCAUUGUAGGGCCGUGGGCAUGUGACCCCAUGUACUCCAAAGCCCUGCCAGAUCUGGCUGCACGGUUAGCCAUGAGCCGAAUAAACAAAGACCCCGACCUCAACAAAGGCUACUGGUAUGAUUACACACUAAUUAAUGAGGAUUGCUCCAGCUCGAAAGCCCUGGCGCGCUUUGCCGAGCUGGAGGGCUACGGUUCAGCCUUUCUUGGACCAGCAAACCCUGGCUACUGCACUGCUGCUGCACUGCUGGCAAAGAAUUGGAACAAGGGCAUCCUGUCCUGGGCUUGUCUGAAGGCUGACAUGAAUGAGGGAAUGUAUUCCACCUUCCUGCGGCCGCUCCCGUUGUCUUCUCGUGUGCUCUUCUCUGUGCUGCGCUUUUUCCGGUGGGCACAUGUUGGGAUUAUAACAGCAGAGAACGACAUGUGGGAAGCAACUGGGCAUGAACUGGCAGCUUCCCUGCGUACCCUUGGUCUGCCAGUUGGUGUGGUUGUUACCAUGGAAAUGGACAAGGAAGGGCCACGGCGAGCCUUAAAGACAAUACGGGAGACCGAUCGAGUGAGGGUUGUCAUCAUGUGCAUGCACUCUGUUCUGAUUGGUGGAGAGAAACAGUAUCAGUUGCUAACCACAGCAAUGGACAUGAGAAUGAUUGACCGAGGGUACAUCUUCAUUCCAUAUGACACCCUCCUGUAUUCACUGCCAUAUAAAAAUGUGAACUAUCCAAUCCUGGCCAAUGACACCAAACUGCGACGAGCAUAUGAUGGGGUCCUGACAAUAACCAUGGACCAAGGGGAACAAAACUUCUAUGAGGCCUUUAGUGCAGCGCAGGAAUCCUAUGACAUACGUACCAGCACACCACCUGAAGAGGUUUCUCCAUUCUUUGGGACCAUCUAUAACAUGCUCUAUUAUGCAGCCAAGGCUGCAGAGCAGAGCCGAGUUGCGAGUGGAGGGCGCUGGGUAUCAGGAGAUACAUUGGUUAAAAAUGAGGGCGGAUUUGAAUUCAAUGGCUUUAACCAGCGGAUAUCGGCAGGUACCGAUGGAGAAGGAAUGCAGGCCCGUUACGCUGUCCUGGAUUCAGAUGGCUCUGGGUCCAGCCUACACCGCACGCAUGCCCUGGAAGCAUCGCACACAUAUGGGAAAUAUGGAGGGUUGAAGUACCUGGGGAAAUCGAUUCAUUUUGCUGGAGCGUCUCCGAGCACUGACUCAAACUGUUGGUUCAGUCCUUAUGUCACUUGUAGUGGAGGCUUGGAUGGAGUGACCAUUUUCCUCCUCUUUCUCUUGUUCUGUAUGUUUAUAAGUGGAGCAAGUGUAUUAUUUUUCCAUAUAAGGAAACACGGGCUAGGGAUAUUAGGAGCAUUCAGUGGAGGAGGAAUUGGAAGCCCCACUAAGAUAAUACUGACACUGGAUGACUUGGUCUUCAUCAACACCACACUCAGCAGGAGGAAGCUUAAUGAGGAGAGUAUGGUGAAGAGUCAACUAGAUGUUAAAACCCCUCACCACUCAGUUUCAGGACGCAGUUACAUUACGUCAACUCCUGAAACAUCCAACGUUGCUGUUUUUGAGGGUGACUGGGUCUGGCUGAAGAAAUGCCCCUGUGAAGAUUCUGUUUCAGAAAUCAGUGAGAGCACUCAGGCCAUCUUUAUCAAGCUGAGAGACAUGCGUCAUGAGAAUCUGAACCUGUUUCUGGGUCUGUUCUUGGACACUGGCAUAUUUGGCAUUGUUACGGAGCAUUGCACCAGAGGCAGCCUGGAAGACCUGCUCAACAACGAGGAAAUGAGACUGGACUGGAUGUUCAAAUCCUCUCUUCUCCUUGACCUGAUCAGGGGAAUGAAGUACUUGCAUAAUCGUGAGAUUAUUCAUGGACGCCUUAAGUCAAGGAACUGUGUGGUAGAUGGUCGGUUUGUUCUGAAGGUUACGGAUUACGGCUUCAGUGAAAUCAUCAACUGUCAAAAUAUCAUCCUGGAGGACACCAAACCAGAGGAUCAAUUCUGGACUGCUCCAGAGAUCCUGCGGGAUCCUAAACUGAAGAAGAAGGGGACAUAUGCAGCAGAUGUAUACAGCUUUGCUAUUAUCAUGCAGGAGGUUAUCUCACGCUGUGCACCCUUCUGCAUGUUGGAUAUGCCUCCUGAAGAAAUCAUAGAGAAGGUGCGCUCUCCUCCACCACUGUGCCGACCCACUGUGUCUGUGGAUGAAGCGCCGCUGGAGGUGAUUCAGAUCAUGAAGCAGGCCUGGAGUGAGGAGACUGACAAGAGACCCACGUUUGAGGAGAUCUUCAAACAGUUUAAGAAUGUGAACAAGGGGAAGAAGACAAAUAUAAUUGACUCAAUGUUAAGGAUGCUGGAGCAGUACUCCUCAAACCUGGAGGAUCUGAUCCGAGAGAGGACUGAAGAACUAGAGGUAGAGCGUCAGAAAACGGAUGCUCUUCUAGCCCAGAUGCUGCCUAAAUCUGUGGCCUUGGCAUUAAAGACAGGGAAGCCAGUGAAGCCGGAGCACUUUUCAGAAGUCACGCUGUAUUUCAGUGAUAUUGUGGGUUUUACCACCAUCUCUGCUCUGAGUGAACCUAUCGAAGUGGUCGAUCUGCUAAAUGACCUCUACACACAUUUUGAUGGAAUCAUUGCGAUCCACGAUGUCUACAAGGUAGAGACUAUUGGUGAUGCAUACAUGGUGGCAUCAGGGGUUCCAAACCGUAACGGCAACCGUCACGCCGCAGAGAUGGCCAACAUGUCUCUGGACAUUCUGCACUGCAUUGGAACAUUUAAAAUGAGGCACAUGCCUGACGUCAAAGUCAAAAUCCGCAUUGGACUCCAUUCUGGUCCAGUGGUAGCAGGUGUAGUUGGGUUGAAGAUGCCUCGGUACUGUCUGUUCGGAGACACAGUAAACACAGCCUCCCGAAUGGAAUCCACAGGGUUGCCUUACAGAAUUCAUGUCAACCAGAGUACUGUUGAUGUCCUGAACAGCCUCAAACUUGGCUACAAAAUAGAUAGUAGGGGCAGGACAGAGCUCAAGGGUAAAGGUGUAGAGGAAACAUACUGGUUGGUUGGGAGAGAUGGAUUCAACAAGCCGCUACCUGUACCACCAGACCUUACUCCUGGGGCGAGCAACCACGGUAUCAGCUUGGAUGAGAUUCCGACUGACAGGCGGCAGAAAUUCUUGGAUCGACAGAAGAAGAUGGGUAAUUGA
This is a messenger RNA of Onychostoma macrolepis, 3439 nucleotides long. It is a transcript of the gene gucy2d, whose product is annotated as guanylate cyclase 2D, retinal. Gene Ontology annotation, biological process: receptor guanylyl cyclase signaling pathway; intracellular signal transduction; cGMP biosynthetic process. Gene Ontology annotation, molecular function: guanylate cyclase activity; protein kinase activity; ATP binding. The record is from RefSeq and is a predicted model, not a curated record. NCBI's taxonomy places the organism in Eukaryota, Metazoa, Chordata, Actinopteri, Cypriniformes, Cyprinidae. The transcript has 18 exons. The coding region runs from base 14 to 3439 and encodes 1141 amino acids.